AGUAGAGAGAGAGAGAGAGAGAGAGAGAGAGAGAGAAAGGGGUUGGGUCCCUUCACUCUCCUUUGUGGUUGAUAAGCUGUGUCUAGCUAGUAGUAAAAAGAAACACAUAUACAUAUAUAUAGUAAAGUAGAUGAGCUAUAUAAUAAUAUAGCUAACUGGGUUUAUAUAGAAGAAGCGGUGGUGGUUGCAGUAGUAUUAGCGUUUUGUGAGUGUUCAAACCCUGUUGAGAGGUUAAGAUAGAGAGAGAGGAAGAACAGACGAAGAAACUAGUGAAUUUGAAGGGCUACAUAAAACUAAAGAGGAAAAGAUAAAUAUAGAUAUAUAUAAAGAGACAGUGAAAGAUAGAGUUUGGGCGGGGAGAGAGAGAGAGAGAGAAAUGGUGGGCUCAGGAGGAGCAGAUAGAAGCAAAGAAGCAGUUGGGAUGAUGGCCCUUCAUGAGGCCCUCAGAAGCGUCUGUCUCAACACAGACUGGACUUACUCUGUCUUCUGGACUAUCCGUCCUCGCCCAAGAGUCAGAGGUGGUAAUGGUUGCAAGGUUGGGGAUGAUAAUGGAAGCUUGAUGUUGAUGUGGGAAGAUGGGUUUUGCCGAGGAAGAGUAGGAGAUUGUCUGGAAGAUAUUGAUGGGGAGGAUCCUGUCAGAAAAGCAUUCAGCAAAAUGUCUAUCCAGUUAUAUAAUUAUGGAGAAGGGUUAAUGGGCAAGGUUGCUUCUGAUAAGUGUCAUAAAUGGGUUUUUAAAGAACCUUCUGAAUGUGAACCAAAUAUUUCCAACUAUUGGCAGAGUUCUUUUGAUGCUCUUCCUUCAGAGUGGACUGAUCAAUUUGAGUCUGGUAUUCAGACUAUUGCUGUCAUUCAAGCUGGCCAUGGACUUUUACAGUUGGGUUCCUGCAAGAUUAUACCUGAAGACCUUCAUUUUGUGCUAAGAAUGAGGCAUACCUUUGAGUCAUUGGGCUACCAAUCUGGAUUUUACCUUUCCCAGCUUUUUUCCUCAACUAGAAAUACUUCAUCCUCUUCCUCGAUUCCUUCUAAGCAAUCUGCAAUACCAACCCGCCCCCCUCCGGCCCUCUUCAACUGGGGUCAAAGGCCACUCCCGUCUGCAGCUUCUAUGCUUGCUUCACCGAAUUUCCCAGGAGCUAGACUUGGAUUUCCACAAGCCAAAGAUGAGCCCCAUAUGUUCAUCCUACCCCAUGCAGCAGAAAACCGAAUGGAAGAGAUGAUGGGAGAGCACGAAAAUGACAUAAAAUGGCCUAAUGGUUUGUCUUUCUUCAAUGCUUUAACUGGGCGAACUGAUGACGCAAAGCUUUUGUUUAACCCUGAAAGCUUAGGGAACAAAGCAGAUCAAAAUCACCAUCCAAUUAUCCUUGAAGGGAAGAAUCCAAAUGCGAAUCCAGAUCCUUCAAAUAUGCAUAAUGCUGGCGGUGCAAAUCCCAAUGAGUUCUUAAGCUUGGAUAGCCAUCCGGAUAGUGCAAGGAAAAUGGAAAACAAGUUCAAAAGGAGCUUUACUUUGCCCGCAAGAAUGGCUACUUCAUCGUCUUCAACUUCAGUCGAUCACCAUCAGCAACAACCUGUUGAGUUGAGGAAUUCCGAAGCAGGGAUGUAUUCGGAUGUCAUGGAAACGUUCUUGGACUGAAAAGUCUGCAGAGGGCCCUGUAGGGAGAAUUUUAGAGUGAGGAAGAGUUGUAUGUAGGGAAAAAGCUUUUGUGGACUUCUGCUACUGGGAUUCUUGUGCUUGUUUUUAGUGUCCCUUUUAUUAGUUUUGUGUUUCUCUUUAUCUGUUUACUGAACUUUCUAAUCAUUAAUUUGUUGUACUAGAUCCUAACAUAAGUUUUCCUCUAAAGCUUUUUGUUCAAAAUAGAGGAAUUAAGUAGUA
Ricinus communis (castor bean) is the source of this 1867-nucleotide messenger RNA. Its product is annotated as protein RICE SALT SENSITIVE 3-like. The transcript has 7 exons. Bases 377 to 1627 code for a protein of 416 amino acids. The record is from RefSeq and is a predicted model, not a curated record. Lineage: Eukaryota; Viridiplantae; Streptophyta; Magnoliopsida; Malpighiales; Euphorbiaceae.